Messenger RNA from Acyrthosiphon pisum (pea aphid), 1136 nucleotides. It is a transcript of the gene mRpL53, whose product is annotated as mitochondrial ribosomal protein L53. The transcript is spliced from 3 exons. The record is from RefSeq and is marked validated. NCBI's taxonomy places the organism in Eukaryota, Metazoa, Arthropoda, Insecta, Hemiptera, Aphididae. The coding region runs from base 131 to 544 and encodes 137 amino acids. Gene Ontology annotation, cellular component: mitochondrial large ribosomal subunit.
UAGAGAUUAGAGAAUAGAGUGUAGAGACGUAGAGUGCGUGCUGUGCAGCCGCUCCCGCAGGGAUUUUAUCGAUUAUUGUUCCCUAAAAAAGAACACGUACGACUGCUGCUCAUUGUAGGCUCUAGUAACUAUGUCUCUGCCAUUUUCCGGCACGAAAUCAAAGUCGGCGGGCUUGGUGAGUGCGAUAAGGAAACAGACGUUAUUAUUGAACCUCAAGCCCGUGAAAAAAGUGUCUGUCAAGUUCGAUCCUUUUAGCCAAAAUGCUGCCACGGCCAGGAAUUUUAUGUACUAUUUACUAUCACCGAAAAUAAUCAAAACAAAUCCUCUGUGCUUGGUAAGAAACGAAGUUGUUAACGAUAGAAGUGAAUCAACAAUUGAUGUUUCUUUAGUGAAUGGUGAAUCAGUGUUAUUUAAAUGCCAAAACUUAACUGUUUUGGAAAUAUUUCAACAGUUCAAUAAACAUAUAACUCCCUUAGCACCUAAAGAAGAAGUAACUGAAAUUCUCGUGACAAAGACUGAUAAGAAAAAAGGAGGAAAGCGGUAAAAUGGCCAAAAAAGAACAUUAUACUACAACAAUUAUCAAUGGAUUCUAUAAUCAAUUGCCAGCUUUUUCAGAUGUUUUUGAUGAAGAAUCGUGGUAUUUAUUUGUAAUAUGUUUUGUGGCAUUCACAUUAAUAGUUGUUUACAUUUUAUCAAAGUUUAUAAAAUUACAACCUGUAGAUUGGUGAUAAAUAAUAUUCUUAGAAUUAGUUAUUUAAAUCAAAUUAUUUCAUUAUGUAAAAAUCUUGUAAUUUAUAAUAAUUUUAAAUAAAGAAUGAAUAUUGAAAUUAAAAAUUAUCAGUAAUAUUUUUGUUAAACUUAAUAUAGGUAGAAUUGCUUUUUAAAUGUAUUCAUUUAAAUUUUUAAAAUUGAAACUUGACCAAAAUGCUUAUUUUACAAAUCAAAAACAUUUAAUCAUUAACACGAACAGUUAAACUUUUGUAUACAUUUGUGCAAUCUAAUAUGUAAAUUCAAAAAGUCUCAAAAAUUGUUAUUAGUAUUUACAAAAUAUGUAAAAUAUAUUUACAAUACAUAAAAAAAAUGUAUCUUAGUAAAUUUCAUUAAAGUCUUAUAAAACUAUUAUAUUACAUAACAAA